Molecule: messenger RNA, 1209 nt
Organism: Limulus polyphemus (Atlantic horseshoe crab)
Lineage: Eukaryota; Metazoa; Arthropoda; Merostomata; Xiphosura; Limulidae
Product: calcium homeostasis modulator protein-like
Exons: 6
Coding region: 137-919 (260 amino acids)
Molecular function (GO): monoatomic cation channel activity
Source: RefSeq, a predicted model, not a curated record
AUUUAAUACAGGAACGGGAAGAACUAAGCCAUAGUAGCCGACAGUUUCGUAUUUCGUUAGUUAGAUUAUCAUUGCUUCAAAGAGUUACAUCCCAUUCUUGAGUGUUUUACAGAAAUCUCUGCUACUGUGAAGGGCAAUGACAAAUUUAAUUACUGAAGUCACAGAAUUAGCUAAGGAAUAUCAGGUGGCGCUGAUUAAUUUAAUGAAGAUAGGAACUGUCUUUAGCGGGGAAGCCAUUUUUAAUGAAGUUUUCUUUGAAUGUCCCUGUAAUCAAAAAGAAGCCAAGAUGUAUGCUAUCAUGCUUAUUCUAGGACCAGCUGCAGCCAUGUUUUUCAUCGCUCUUCUGAUAAACAAAAUGUCGUUUCGCAUGGCCUACGGUUAUUGUAAGCGCUCUGAAGAAUUACAGUUCGAAUGUCAAACAUGCUGUUACUACUUUGUUGUUAUCAUAAUUAAAGCUUUGGUUGGUCCUGCUGCGUGGAUUUUUGGGACUCUUCUAGAUGGAAGAUACUACCCGUGCAUAAGGUUAGAACAACCUUGUAACAGAACCAGUGAAGAAUUUAAGGAGUAUCGAGGUCAUUCUCAGUUUCUUGCCAUUGUAAUGCUGUGUGUAACGGUGGCCGUUAUCUAUUGCGUAUUCAUGUGCCGUGCUUGUUGCUGUGGGUACAGUUAUAACUACAGACGACUCAUGGAAAUAUAUCAAGAAGCUGAAGAAACAGCUUUUGAGGAUAAAUUGAAUGAAACAGCAAAACAGAAAGCUGAGAGAAAUGUCAAUUCAUUCCUGAAUGAGCAUCCAACGAAGAGAGACUGGGAAAUGAUAGCUAGAGCUCCUCCUCUCAAUUGCACUUUAUCAGAAGCAGCCAAUGAACCAUUAUCACACCUUGACAACCUGAUUAAACAGAAAUAUGAAGCUCGUCGAUAGAUCUGAAUGAUCAAUAUGAAUGGGAACAAAGUAUACAAUGAUCAUUUUGUUACUGAAAUACGUUUAUUUGAAUUUUUUUUUCUAACUGUAUCUUUUCUGCCAGUUUCUAGAAGAAGAUAACUUGUACUUUAUGUUAGAGGUAUCUUAACUCUGUUUUGCUGUAGAUAUAUUUCUUUUUUCCUGAAACUUUAUUUGUGGAUGAAUCUAAAGUUUUGUAAUAACGAUGACUCGUGGCUUUAAUGUAAAUUUGUACUUUACAUUAAAUAAACUAGAUUGUAAUUUUUCAUGGA